AUGGCGUUCCUGCAUUCCGUGCUUAAAGAUGUCUGCGAUAAACAGCCUUACAAAGUAGGAAAAGAUACGUUGAAAAUUGAAGUUGAUAGGCUUUUUGGUAAUUUGUGCCAAGGUCAUAAUGGUUUCAAGAGUGUCAUUGGCCAGGUGGCCGAUGGUGUCCGGGGGUAUAAUAGGGAAGUGGAGCGUUCUAAUGAAGCUGUAAGAAAUAUUGUUACAGGGAUGCAGAAGAAUAUGAAGAGUCUUCAAACUCAGGUGAGUGGAAUUUUAAAGGAUCAUUCUGAUGCAGGUACGCGGGAGACAUUGAAGGCGGCGGCCGUGGAGACGGCUGCGAACUCUAUUAAGGGAAAGCUUGCUGAGUGUCUUCAAAACACUGAGGCGUUUAACAGCGCAUUCCACUUAGACGCUAAUUUAGCAAUGAAAACACGCAUUAAUGAUCUUCAUAAUCCACUGUCACUUAAUGUUAAAAAUGCUAUAGUUCGUGUUAAUGGCGAGACCGAUACGCUUAAAGCCUUAACGAAAAAGGCGUGGGACGACUUUAGGGACAUAUAUGAUGUUGUUACAAAAACCCUAGAGGAAUUGAAAAAUAACGUUAAUGAUAAGACAGGUGAGCAGGUAACAGAACUUGUGACAAUGUGGAAAAAAAUGAUUACGGGAAUUAGGGACAGGCUUAACCAAAUUGGCGAAUUGUUAGGCGGAUAUGUCGCAGAGCUGGGGAAAUGGAUGAACAACACUGAGGCAGUGAUCGAAUCAGCGCAGAAGCAUGUUAAAAGAAUUGUCAAUAAGGAACCUGGAAUCCUGAAUCAGAAUAGUAUUAAAGAAAUUAUAAAUGAAAUUAAUAAUGGAUUCGGCAAGGCAAAGGACCACCUUGGUACCUUGGUUGCGGAGGCGUUGCAGGCUGUGAAGGAAAUGGACAGUAAGCUGAAGGAAGAUUUGUUUAAGGUGAAGAACGGGAUAAAGGAGGCGAUCAGAAAUUUGGGGACAAAGUUGGAGAAGAAUGUGAGAGAUGAUUUGGGGAUUUUGAGGGUGAAGAUUGAGGGGCCGCUUGGGAAGGUUGUGACGUUUUCAGAUAGCUUUGAUCAGAAAUUUCUGGACACUAAAGCGGCGCUUACGCAGGUGACUCAAAAUGUGUUUAAUGACAUAGAAAGUGUAAGAAACCUGAAGAGUGUUACAGAGAUUCAAGCAGCAAAUGGUAUAACUGUUACAGCGCCGUUACUCAAGGCCAUUGGUGGAAAUGAUACAUUUGGAAAGGUCAAUACAUAUUUUUCCAAUCUCCAGAGUAUAGUUAUGUCUAAAGUACAGGCGGCGAUGACAGCGAUAGGUGAUGGGAUUAGACGUGCUGGGAAUGCCAAUACGGAUAUGAUGCAGAGUGCAGUAAGGGCAGCCAAAACGGAGCUUGAAAACCUUCAAAAGGUUGUCGAAAAUUCAGGACCAGAACUGACUGGUCUAAAGGGCAAACUCACAGCCAUGCUGGGGGAAGAAUUCAAGGUUGACGAUCUUGAACUCAAGUCCAAGCUGGCUAAUGGCGAUGCUCUUCAAACUGUGAUAAAUAAGCUUAAUGGAAGCAGUGAUAUCAUAUCAAAGGACGACGCCGAAAAAUUAUUCACGUCCUUAGGCCAGAUUGCUGAAGCCGUCUCAGAUCAUGCUAAGACUGUCGUGGAAAAAGUCAUGAAGGCGGUUAAACGUCAAGUGGCAAAGGAGAUUAAAGAGGUGGCGAGGGCUGUUAACGGCAAGGUUGGGAAAUGCACGGAGCUUCUUCAAGAUGGUGACAAAGUGCAAUAUGGCUCCCAAAAGAAUUUAUCGGGGCUACAAAAAUUGGUAACGGAAUUCCAGGGGGAGAUUAAGGGACCGCUUACAAGCUUCCAAUCCAAAUUUAAAACCGAUUUUUUUAAAAGGUCAGGGACUGCUCGUGCUGGUGAUGACGACUAUGAUCUCAAGACGGUCAUGUCCACCUUCAAGCAGACCUACGACACCAACUUCCGAACUGGCGAUUUCAAAAAUGUCGGCGGAACCGGUACCGAAAAUGUCCUCGACGAGGAGAUCGGCGGGGAUAUAAUGGCAUCUGGAGGCGGUGGAGGUAACAAAAUAUCCUCACUUGCCCAAAAGAACUUCACAGAAUACAUUAAACAAGUCAUCCCAGAUAGCCUGGCGCUUUCUGCUGACGACCCAAACCAGCUAGAUGGCGAACUCCCAAGGGCCAUUAAGAAUAUUAAAAAAUAUGCGCUACAAAAGUUUGAAGAAGACUUAAAAGGCAAGGACCAAGCGGCAGAUAAAUUUGAAGGCUUACUGAAACACAUCAUCACUAACCUCGAAGCUCUCACACGGGCGUUUUCUGAGACAGGAGAAGAUUUACAGCGGUAUCUCAGCGAUCUGAAAGACAGAAAAAUUAGUAUCAGCAUGGCUUCCAUCAGAAGAAAAAUUGGGAGUUUACAAAGCUCUACGCUGGCCGACGUAAUCCAAGACGUCGACACAUUCAUAGACGCUGACGCCGAGACAAUAGCAGCGUCAAUUAUAGAGAACAUUAAAACUUUUGUAACCAAUGAAAUCAAUUAUACAACGAAACGUAUCACCACCCGCGCCCGCCGCAACUACGUCACCUCCGUCAAGGCGCUGCUCACGGCCUUCGCCACGAAGGUCACGCAGGAGCUGCAGCCGUUGCCCGCCGCGAUCGACGAGGAUCUGCGAAUAGGGUUCAAGGGGUUUGUGAAGAAAAUAGAGACGCAUUUUAUUCCAAACGUUAAAUUAAUUGGCAGCUUGUCGAGGUCUACUACUACCUACGUUGAAAUAGUAGAAAAGUCUCCGCAGCGAUCCGCUGCAUUAUCUAUCAGGUUGGGUUUCGAGGGUUUCUUAUACAGCUUGUGGAGACAAGAAGACGUGAAAUGCGAUGACUUAAAAGUAGAGUCGCUGUAUACCCCUCUAAAAACACUCCUCGAUGGCCUGGAAAAAUCCCAACAUUUCGAUCACGAUUUCUGUAAGAACCGCGAGACAUUUAGCGCCGCGGUAAAUUUGUUUUCUCCUGAAACCAUGGAGGGCGCGCCGCAAAAGCUUUUGAUGCCUGUGAAGUACGGUUUGCAGAAGUUUUUGGAGGAGUUGAAAAAGGCGUACGUGAACCAGUACUCUGGUGUAAAGUUUGAACGCGAUCUGUUAGACGGUAAAUUCCUUGUUGACCACAAAAGUCAGCCCACUGCAACAUAUGACCUGAACGAGUAUGGCGAAAAAUUAUCUAAGGUGUGUUUGACGUUUUUGCGCAACUUGGCGCUUGGGUUUGAGAUCCUUAGAGAAACACUCAUCGACAUAUCGAAUCCCAAAACUCUCACUUCUAAAAUUCAUAUAGGUAACGCACUUGGUGAUUUCUUUGCCAAACGUGGAUUUGCAGUAUCCACUGGCGACGUAAAACAAGACGGUGAAUUGCGGAAUCACGAGAAUAUGAAGGGUGAGCAUGUUCACGAGAAACUUAAAAGUGCCGAUUUCAUGGAACGCUUACAUGAUUUGUUCAAUCAUCUAAGCACUUAUAAUCAAGUAUGUCACAUCCGCCAUAUUCCCGAUGGCAAGCCGCCGCGCGACAUCCGUCGUAUGUUGACUUGGAUGUCCGGACUCGGGAACAAUCCCGUCUAUGGCCCGUUGAAAGAAUAUCUCAAAACAUUGUUUCCCAAGCCAAAUGAUCCAAAUUCCCCUCCCAACCCAAAUCCUUCACUUUCGGCGUAUCCAACUGACAUCACGUAUCAGAAUUUAACGUCUACUCUCGACUUAAUCCCUGCGUAUUCAUAUAAGCUUCUAACCCGCGUAUUAGGGUUCGGCCACGAAGGUGGUCGCUACGCCUGUGACAUUUUCACAAACGAAGAUGAUUUAUUAUAUCCAACUAGCUCCGGUCAAUGCUUUGACAUGUUUAUUGAUAUGUUGUUCCGACUACGUCAACAGUUGUGCUUCCUGUAUACGCAGUGUCAUAACGGCCCUGAUAGUAGCGGCUGGUCUGAUUGCUAUUACGGCAGAAACGUGGCCGGGUCAGCAUGGAACUGCAAUGACCUCAAAUGCCCUAACCAACAAUGUCCUCAAAAGGUCGACCAAAAGGGUGGGCAAAUAGGUAACCAAACAGCUACCCAAACGUGUGACCAACACCCUACUUGUGGUCUUAAAUCACCAUUACAGUCCUUUUUGGAGGACGGCCUUCAGGGGUUCCUCCCUCAUUCAAUCACCUCUCCUGGUUGCAAGCUGACAUGUAGUCUAUCCAACCACAGAGGUAUCCCCUGCAAAACACCCAUGGGUUUCGGUGACAUCGCCACAGUGGCGUCACAUACAAAAACAGGUAUAGAUCUAAAACGUGUUCUUGGUCAAUAUUGUGGCCAGCAGGACAGUCCACUUACUAAGCUUUGCAGUCUACUCAGUUGCCUCGUUAGCCGUCCCCCUCAAAAUUUGGGUGACAUGUUCGCGUUUUAUUAUGGUUUCCUCGCAGAUUGGAAUGGAGGAUUUUAUAAAUACGAAAAGACAGCGUAUACGCAAGAUGCAUUUAAUGAAUCUGUGAACGAUGCCAAUUUCGGAACAUCAUAUACAGCUCUUGACCCAAGUCCCCUGUUUAAUAGAACUGAUCACGCUGAAAGUCACUCCAAAGGCGAUCUGCUCAGCAUAUCAACGUGCACAUCUGACUCGAAGGAGACUUGCGGUCUCUACCUUCGGCCACUGGCAUCGAACGUCUAUACCAUUUUUUCUUCGAAGUACAAGAGCAAUUACUUGUCGUGGAUCGUAUACAUUACCGAAACAUUUAACGACUUACUCCAAAAAUUAUAUGACGACUGUAAUUCAAAAUGUGGUAAGAUGCAAAAUAAAUGCCGCGGAGUGAUAUGUAUAAGGGAUUGCCCGACGGCCAUCCCAUCUGAUAAAUCAAGGAACCAUACAUCUGAAUGCGGUUCCAUUGUAAAGUGUCCGGACACCUAUCCGACACUAUGUAAAUACGGUUUUACAUUUGGAAGCGCAUAUGAUUUAAGCGGUAGAGGAAGACACCCACAUCAGAGAAGAACGUGUAACAAUUUCUGCGAGGCGCUGAAAAAAGUUCUCAGCAACAAAGAAUCGGACGGUGCACCACUCGCCAAAUUAAUUUUCAGAACCAUUCUCCCUGACAUUGUUAGCCCUCUGGUCGCUGUCGCUCCUGUACCUGCUGCACAUCGCCGUCGUCCGCCUCGACGUCCUGAGGAUACGCUCCCACCUGAGAUCACCCGCAAGCCACCGCAUCGCCGCACAGUCCCUCCUCGCCGCCGCACGCGUCAAGGCACUCGCCAACGUCAAGUACUUCUCACCGUAAUCGUGCCUUCACGUGUGAUCUGUGUAUCACCCACCCACUCACUCAACCACCCACUCAACCACUCACCCACUCACCCACCCACUCACUCACCCACUCACAUACUCACCCACUCACCUAAUCACUCAUUCACUCACCCACCCACUCAACCACUCAACCACUCACUCACUCAACCACCCACUCACAUACUCACUAACCCACCCACUCACCCCUCUUUCACUGGUCGCUGUCGCUCCCUCCCUUCUCCUUCCAUCACCUCCUCCUCUCUUGACGACGAAAUUGAGUCACUUAAAAACUCUGCCAAAUCCACUGAUAAAUCACAAAAUGACUCUAAAAUUGCCGACCUUAAAUCCAAAUUAAAAGAUCAUAUUGCCAAGUAUCACUCCCUUUCUGAGUCUGACAGGACUGCCCAGCUCAAGGACAUCCACUCCAGGAUGGUGUCCCUUGCUGAGCUCAGUGGCAAGCUUGGCCAAUUUAUUGGCAAUUCUGACGCUGUUACUGACGCCAUUAAAAAUGGUAUUUACAGCAUUGUUGACAGUAAUGAAGAGUUCAAAAGCCUUAGAAAGUCUUCGUCUUCGACUGCGCUUUCCCCUGCUGCCGUGUCUGCUGAGCUUAUAAAUGUUGAUAUGCUUAGAGAGAAAAUUGAGCAUUAUGAAGAGCUUAAAAAGCCUCUUGAAUCUAAGAAAAGUGCCCAAAAUCCUCCCCUCUCCUCUGAAGAGUCUCGCCUUUUAUCCUCUCAUCAGUCCAAGUUGGAUGCUCUUCAGAAGCUGAAGAGCCUUAAUGAGUCUUUGAGUUCACUUAAAAGACAACAAGAUAAACCUUGUGAAACAUUAUUAAAUAACCUGUGCUCCGGCUUGGAGAAGUUCCUUGGUUACCAAGAAACUUCCAAAGGCUACGACGGCACUGGCAUCGUGUACUCGGACCUCGACAGGCUCUGCGACGGGGUGAUGUCUUUCCUUCAUGGUGUUCUUGAGAGUGUGAAGGAUGAUGAGAAUGUUACAACUUAUGAUAAUAAUAAGCUUAAUAACAUUAGUACAGUUAUUGCAUUGUUGACUAAAAAUAUUGGCUCCGGGCGUGAUGGCCUUUCGAAGUCUGUCGACCAAGUGAAGGGGUGGUUGGGGAAAUAUGAAAAAGUUGUUAAACAAAAAUGUGAAGAUGUCAAAACUCCGCUUGGAAUUAUUAAAAUUGACAUGAAAAAUAGUAUAAGUGAUACAAUCUUCGAACAACAAAAAGUUAAAUCUCUCAGUACCCAGCAUAACGAGUGGAAAAAUAAAGUAGCGUUGUACCUUAAACAUGCUGAAGAGGCCUAUGAAUCCAAAGAAAAACUGGACCCAGAACUUAAGAAAAAGUUAGAAACGCCGAUGAAACUAAUUAAGCAAGCGGUGGAAGGGUUCCAAAAAACUUGUGAGAAUAGGGAUUUGGAGAGCUUGAAUGGGACGGUUGGGAGUGAGUUAGCGAAGUUGAGGAAGACCGUGGAGGAGAAUGUAAGAGAACGUAUUAAUGACUUGGAGAGUAGCUUGAAAAGUAAGUUUAGAAGUGAGAUUAAGGAGCCGUUUGGUCAAGUGAAAUCUAUGUUGGGUCAAGUUAAUGGUAAAUUGGAGCAAUGGAUUGAGGAAGCAAAGUUGGUUGUGACAAAGGCUAUUGGACAUUGCGAUUUAAUACUCGAGAGAGUUAAACUAAGGGGUCCUGGGGGUGUGAUUUUUGAGAAAGCUCAAUUGUUACAUGACAAGGGUAAAACACUUGUAGAUGCUUACAAGGUGGCGCAUGAAAGGGUUUCAGAUUUGAGAAAGAAAGUUCAAGAGUCCAUUGCAGAGUUGGAAACUGCAAUGAAAAGAGAUUUGGGGAGGCUGCAACUACAAAUUAUUAACAAUAUGAAAGCACAUGUUAAGUUAAUUCUCACUAAUGUGAAAACGGACGUUAACAAAAUUCUGAACGGCGAGAAACCACAGGAACUGAAAGGACUGAAGGGGAUUGGAAACGGCGUCGUGGAUUAUGCGACAGAGUUCACGGGGAAAGGGAGGUUCAGGAAUAAAGUGCAUCAGUGGAUUGCGGAUAUAUUGGAGGAUAAUAAAAUGGUGAAGGGGACUCUGGACAAGUGGAUUAAAGAAAAUGAAAAGAAGUUGAAUUCGGGAUAUCAGAACGCCAAGGAUGACGGUGACCAACGUGCACAAUUUAACACAAAAAUUGCUGAAUUAUUUAGGGACGCGCUCAAUGGCGAGGUGAUUGACAGUGUGAAUUUUGAGGAUGAUAAAGAAAAUAACAUUAAGGGGAAUUUGGAUAAGGUGAAAGAGGGUAUCGAGGAAUUUGUCCAGAUGCUUGGUUCACAACUGAACCCUGAUAUUCUUGACGGUGAUGAUGGCGAUGGUGGUAAUGAUAGUGUUGUUACCAAAAUAGUCCAGGUGAUUACGGAGCGUGGAAACGAAGCGCAGGGUGUUUUCAAAGAGAGGCCCGAAGACAACGGAAAUAAGCUCACAUCGGCUGUCAUUCUCGUCCUAACCGCCCUCCAAUCAAAAGCCAGCCAAGCUGCGGAGGAGCUUGAGACGUUCGCUCUUGAUGCCAGAGUAGGGACCAACACCGAAAGUAAUCAAACCAGCAUCGCUGAGGAAUUGGACAAAGCGCACAAAACUGCCAACGACCUUCACGAAGAACUUGGAAAGGUGACACAGCCCGGCGGCAGCACAGCCACUGGCAAGUUUGCCGACGGCAUCGAAAAGCAAAUUUCAGCGGAAAUCAAUAGGCAUAUUCCUGCGAGUGGAGAAAUUGUUGUCAUGACGCAAUAUAGCAAAAAGAAGGGUAAGGGCACUGACCAUAAAUAUUACGAAUUGCUUAGCAAAGAUAUUCCUGAGGCGAUGAGCGCUUUCACUACAGGUACGCAUGGUGGUCCAAUCCCAAGCGGAGAUGUUCAGGCAGAAAUUGAUCACAUUCAACGAAUUCUAAACUCAAUCACCAAAGAGCUCCAAGCGAUCACAAAGCUGGUAAAGAAUGGUACAGAUUCAGACAAAGGUACCCGAACGCUUUUGAAGGAACUCCAAGAGGGGAUUAAUACAACUGCACUGUAUAACGCGGACAUGGGCCUUACACAAGUCAAAGAAAACCUGAAAGCCAUUAUUGGCACUGAAGGGAAGGAUGACGAGAAGCUUACUACCCUGGUAGGCAUAAUUAAGAAAGCUGAUCAGUUCCACAACGAAAUUGGCACAGAAGCGACAGAGGCCAUCAAAGAUAUCCGAGAUCUUCUCCAAACCGAAGUAAAGCGAGUUACAGUUGAAAUCCGAAACAAGGCACAAGAGUUCUAUGCUAGGACUAAGCGAACGGAAUUGGGAAUUUUGCAGGCAAUAAUCCUCGAACAACACGGAACAAUUUCGGAUGUUAUUGAGAAAGACAAAACAACAGGCGUUAAAGGUCUUUUGAGAAUAAUUAAAGGCGAUAUGGAGGGUCAGGGUGCGAGUGACGAAAAGUCGAAUCUCCUUGACGAUGUCAAGAGUGCCGGGACCCAAACUAAGGACCAUGGAGACAAAUUAAUCGAUAUAUCAAAUAAAUCACAAGCUUACUUCGAACAUAUUUAUCGUUAUGUGCACUAUGACAUGUUUCAGAAUUUUGAGCCUCAGAGUGAACUCGCCGGGCAAUAUUCCGAAACCAUUAAAUCCAUCCACUCCGCUCUGACCACCCUCCUCUCCCACCUGCGCGAGCAAAAACACUUCACCCACCAAGUCCCCGGAAUGCUCGCGGAACUCAAGACGUCCGUCCAAGCACUCCACUCCACAAAUUUCGGCAACCCCGCGUACCCCGUGCUCGACGCUUUCCCCAAGAGCCUGGUGCGCUUCGUCGAGCAGCUGGAGAGGGGGUACGUGAACAGGUAUGAGGGGGGUGAUAAAAUAACAUGGGAGAAAAAGGGCACUACAGCAACCGUGUACACUACUCAUGUCAGCUAUGAUACUGAGUUGACUGAGGAAAGCCAAAAGGGUGCUAAAGUGUUCCUUAGCAUAAUGGACAUUAUUUCUGAUGCCUUUAGCAAAAUGGAUUACAAGUGUAAUGGUGACUGGAGUAGUAAAAAGCUCUGCGAAAAAGUCAACGGUGAUGAAAAUCCCCUCGGCGCAUUUUUGAAACGCUGCGGUUUCGAGGUCGCCAAAAAUGAAGCGUCAAAGGACGGCGAAUUACAUCAUGAGAGUGUAUGGAAUGGGAAUAAGAUACAUACUGAUUGCCUUAAGGCCGUUCAAGACGCCACCAACAAUGAACAUCUUAAAGCGUGCGCAUCCAAAAAGGCGGACAUUAAUGUAUUGAACAUUCUUUCAUGCCUUAUGACUCACCUUAACCAAUAUAACCAAGUAGGCCACAUAGCAACAUUCGCCGCCACUAGGACACCCUGCAGCAUUUUCGAUAUGCUGUGUUGGCUGUCCGGCCUUCCGCAUAAUGCAGUAUUCGAGAAAUUCACAGCACAUUGUAGCUCAUACGACACAAAAGGUGACACCGAUUUACGGAAACGUUUGUUAGACGCCGUAGCAUAUAGUUUCCCCAACAUCGGCAAGUAUUCACAUAAUAUGUUGACCACCAUUGUUGGCACUGGAAACGCCGAUACUAUGUACGCCUCUGACCUCGCUAACAACUCUCUUAAAUUUAAGUAUCCUUCAUCGGGCGAGGGAUGUCUGUCCACUCUUCUAGACAUAUUGCGUAGAUUGUUGCCAGUAUGUAGAUUCUUGUAUAAACAAUGUGGAGUCCGUCCAUCUCAUUUCGGUUGGCGUGAUUGUCAGUACGGCAAGAAUAUUCCCACCGCCAAGUGGCCGUGUACCGACCAUCCAACCGGCCAAGCAAACACCGAACCAAAAGACCAAUCAACGUGCCAACCAACGUGCCAGGCAAACAGCAAACCAAACUGCCAACCAACUUCCCCCCUGAUGAGUUACCUAAACGACUGCUUACCGGGCCACUUACCUCAUCAAUUAAUGAGUGUUGGAUGUAUGUCGGUAUGCUCCACCUGCCCUUCCACUUCCAGGAAUGGUAUCCCAUGUUUAACACCAUUAGGCUUUAGAGCCUUUUCUGGGUCAACGAAAACUGGCCGAGAUUUAUGUGAGAUUAUAAAGAAAUUCUUCACCAAUGUGAAUCUUUCAUCCCUCUUUUGCCUGUCGCCCAAACCACCAGUUACCCUUCCAGAGCACUUUGGUUUCGCUUUGUCGCUUGUUGGCCAAUGGGCUGAUACUUCUAGGUAUGGCGUCGACAGACUUCAGACUGCAAUUGAAUCCACAAUUAAGGACAAGUCCAUCGCACUUUAUGAUCCGCCGACAGAGCUUAUGAACGCUCUCACCAACGCUUAUGGGCAUGGCAUAGAAGGCCAUGACGAAUGUGAUGAUACGCAUGUCACUAGUCUCACAUCGUCUGGUACGUGCAACAGCAAGAACACCCACAGCGCUCCCUAUCUGUCGCCUCUUUGCUCCGAUGCGUACAAAUACCUUGCCAACAAAAAUGCUGGUCUGUAUCUGUCGUGGAUUGCAUAUCUCCCAUGGGUAUUUCAACAAUACCUCGAAUGUUUGCUUGAUGCUUUCAAGAACAUCUUCUGCCACGAAUGGGGGUGCCACGUAUGUUUCUAUAACGAUAAGUGUAAAAAAGGGAAACACGGUGAAUCGGAACAUCCGUGUCAAUGCAGUUCCAUAGUGAAAUGCAAGGGUGUUGCACCAACUCUAUAUAGUUACGGAUUCACAUUUAACGAUGUGCUUUCAUUGAACGCAUCGAAGUUUGCAACAAAAUGCUCUGACUUCCAAGAACAGCUGAGUAAAGUAACAAAAUCCAACUAUUUCACAGAGCUAUUUAAACAGUGUGAUGAACUACUCUGGAAAAUCAGGGAGCCAUUCUCACAGACAUUGUUAGCCCUCUGGUCGCUGUCGCUCCUGUACCUGCUGCACAUCGCCGUCGUCCGCCUCGACGUCCUGAGGAUACGCUCCCACCUGAGAUCACCCUCAAGCCACCGCAUCGCCGCCCAGUCCCUCCUCACCGCCGCACGCGUUGGGAAAAUUGCCAACGUCAAGUACUUCUCACCAUAA
Molecule: messenger RNA, 11316 nt
Organism: Babesia ovata
Lineage: Eukaryota; Apicomplexa; Aconoidasida; Piroplasmida; Babesiidae
Exons: 3
Coding region: 1-11316 (3771 amino acids)
Source: RefSeq, a predicted model, not a curated record